Molecule: messenger RNA, 2553 nt
Organism: Melanotaenia boesemani (Boeseman's rainbowfish)
Lineage: Eukaryota; Metazoa; Chordata; Actinopteri; Atheriniformes; Melanotaeniidae
Gene: scg3
Product: secretogranin III
Exons: 12
Coding region: 343-1800 (485 amino acids)
Biological process (GO): protein localization to secretory granule
Cellular component (GO): secretory granule membrane
Source: RefSeq, a predicted model, not a curated record
GUAGUGGGCUCUAUCACUGCUUUGGCAGGUGAUGCUGUAGCUCACACGGGGCUUGACGAGCCUCCUUACUUAUCUGGCUUUAAUUAGAGAGGUGACCUGGUUUCAGCACCGCGGCGCGUCAACAGCUCCAGGGUACAGCGGAGAUUUGCCCAGCCCCUCCCCGCCUGGUACGUCUGACAGAACGGGUGCCCAAGGCGGAGCCUUGGCGGCGGUUUCAGCACCAGCAGCCGGAGCGGAGCUGUCCACACAUUCAGCACUUUAGUUUUUCCAGGGAACCACUCCCCAGACAAGACAACCAGGAGUUAACUUGCUCCUGGGAGCUCCGAGACAGCUUAUUUCAGAAUGGCGUCAAAAUACGUUGGCCUUUUCGUCCUCCUCUGUCUUCUUGCUCUGAAUGUACUGAGCCAGAUAUCUGCCUUCCCCACACCGACAGCCUCAACGGAUGACCAGACUGUGUACAAUAGACAGCUGACAGAAGAAAGGCCACUACAAGAGCAGAUUGCUGAGGCAGACAGCGUGAAGGCUGCAGUACAGUCAGCUGAAAUCAAACGUCCUGCUGCCUCCAAGGACACAGAGUCAGAGAGGGACAGUGAUGACUUUACCAUGCUCAAGUCUCUGGCUGACGGCCAGAAGUCAAAAGAGACCACUGAGGCAAAUGUGAAGAAGGAGGAUCAAUACAUUCCUGAUGAAUCAGACUCUACGAAGAAUCGACGUCUUGCUGAUGACUACGACUCCACCAAGAAUGGGAUGGACUAUGAUGACCCAGAAAGCUUCCGUCAAGUUGAUGGCACCCCUCUGACAGCUGAAGACAUUGUGCAGAAGAUUGCCAACAAAAUCUACGAGGAAGACGACAGAGGCGUGUUCGACAGGAUUGUUUCCAAACUGCUCAAACUGGGGCUGAUCACAGAAAAUCAGGCAGAUACUCUGGAGUACCAAGUGGCUGAGGCUCUCCAGGAUCUCAUCACCAAAAAUGCCAAGAAUAAUGAAAUUGAGGACAUUGAGAGCAAUGAUGAAAACAACAAGGAAGAGCAGGAUAACCAAGGUUCCGACACGGACAUAUGGGAGCCACCCAGGAGACGCUACAAUGAUGAAGAGGAUGAGGAAGAAGAUAGUGAUGAUGAUGUGAUUGAGGAUGAGGUGGACAGAGAUGCAGAUGAAGAUGUGGAUAACACCUGGGACAAAAAUGGAGAGGAGGGGAAUGAGGUGAGCCCUGAAGAUGGGCUCCAGGACCUGCAAUACUUCCCAAACUUCUACCGUCUGCUCAAAAGCCUCAAUUCAGAUCAAGACACUCAAGAGAGGGAGACACUGAUCACCAUCAUGAAGACGCUGAUUGAUUUUGUGAAGAUGAUGGUGAAAUAUGGCACCAUCACACCUGAGGAAGGAGUGUCAUAUCUGGAGAACCUGGAUGCUAUGAUUGCCAUGCAGACCAAGAACAAGCUGGGCAAGUCCCUCGGCACCCCUGAUGUCAUUGGACCUUACGGGAAAAACUUGGAUGAGGACGACAACACCAAAGCUGAGGCCGCCAAGAUGCAGAAGGAAUAUGAGAACCUGAAAGAUUCGACCAAAGAGGAGCAGCCAUCAUCCGAGACCAAUCAGCCUGGCAAGUCAGAGACAUAUCUGGAGGCCAUCAGGAAGAAUAUCGAAUGGCUAAAGAAACACAACAAAGAAGACGGCAAAGAUGAUUAUGACCUUUCCAAGCUGAAGGAUUUCAUGGACCAGCAGGUUGACUCGUACAUCCAGAAGGGCAUCAUCGCCAAAGAUGAAGGCGACACCAUCAAGAGGAUCUACAGCAGCUUGUAAUAAGAUGACCCACCCUCUGGCCUAAAAACACAGGACUUAAUCUUAGGAUCUCCCACAAAGCCAUGACUACUUAAUUAUCAUUUCCUAUAGUAUGGCAAAUUACUUGCAGUGUACUCAAAAUUUACUACAUAGGGGAACCAGUUUACCCUUCCAGACAUUCCCAAAAGAGGUAAGGUUUAACAAUAUUGUUGACAAAAUUUUAGUCAUUCCUUAAAUAUUUCCUGACCCAGCUGAUAAAAUUUGCACGUUAAAGUCAAAGAGUUAUAAUUACUAAAGUAUUAUAGUGAAGUAUAACACUACUUGAUCAUCACACAUGAUGUAAUUAUUUAGUCCAACUUGACUCCAGUGGGAAAUGAAUGUUAUGGGAGUAUGAUGCUAGCUUUGUUAUAAGCUCUCUUUUCAAUACAUUUUUGCAACAAAUACACUUUUGUCAAAUUAUACUCAUUAUAUGUAACCUGUCUUAGCUUAUUAUAUAUUUUGCCCAGUGUGUAUGUAAGAUCUUAAUGUACUCUUGCUUUUUACUUUACCAAAAAAUAUAUUUAUGAUGUAUCCUGUCUGUACUCCUUGUACUCUAUUCUGUCCUGCUGUAAUACAUCUUGAGCCCACUAGGGGGCGAUGUCUGACUCACCAACUUUGCAAGUCUCUACUGUUAAACAUUUCCAUCUCUGUAGAGGCAAAAUAUGAAGUAUUUUUAACUGUAAAUAUUUGUGACUUUUUCCUAAAGUUAUAAGAGACAUUAAAGCAUUGACUUUU